UCCAACGGAAUCUCGGAAAAGAUACGGUACGGCUCGGGACGAGACGCGACGUUAUAACACGGCCGACGCGGGGAAUCGCGACGAGUUAGAGCAUCAGGCGACUUGUCAAUACGCGGGGCCCAAGACACGCGUUGUCGACCACCCGUUGGCGCUUCAGCGGACGGUGACGGCGACGGCGGAGGAGAGGAGGAGGCGAAAGAGAAGAAGCGGUGACGGCGGCGGCGGCGGCGGCGGCGGCGGCGGCGGAGGAGGAGGAGGAGGUGGUGGAAGACAGCAACAAAGCCUUGCUCGUCCGUCGGGAACAAGUCCGUUUUAAACCGCCAGGAUGUCGAAGCCAAUUGAGAAGCCGGAACAAGUUUUGAUCAUCGAACCGCAAAACGAACUGAGAUUCAGGGGUCCGUUCACAGGUGGUCCCGUAACGUCGUACAUAAAAUUAAUCAAUCCUACAAAUAAAAAAGUGUAUUUUAAAAUAAAAACUACUGCCCCGAAAAGAUAUUGCGUACGCCCGAAUUCGGGAGCUUUGAAACCCAAAGAUGUGACGGAAAUCGCAGUCUGUUUGCAGCCAUACGAUUUUGAUCCGUCUGAAAAAAAUAAACAUAAAUUUAUGGUGCAAACUGUGGUAGCACCAGACGAUGAUGAUGACGAGUACCCAAUUGAUGUGUGGAAGGACAUAAAUCCGGAUCAGUUAAUGGACUCGAAACUGAAAUGCGUCUUUGAAAAUCCCGUAACUAGUACUACUACUAGUACGACUAAAACAACUGCAACAUCUACGUCUACUAAGGCAGAUUCUAAUACGACUAAUGGAAAAAAUAAAACAGUCGGCGAUUCGGUCAAAUCGUCGCCUAAGGUUCUUGGUGAAGCAGAAGAGAAACUAUUAAAAGCUGCGCAAGAAGUUAAUCAGCUUAGGGUAGAGGAAAGCACGCUUAGGCAGGAAAAUCUUCAACUUAGGGAAGAUUUAAUGAAGUGGCGAAAUGCGGCAUUGGGCAACGAUGGUGGUAACCUUGCAGCAGCCAGAGGACUAACCUCGCAGAGCAAUAGCCAGUUAUCUCCGACAACAACUAGUAUCCUCAUCGCCAUUGCCAUGGUUGUAUUCGGCUACCUUCUGGGAAAAUUAAUCUGAACAGCCUUUACCUUACUGUAUACCUCAGUGUAUCCCCACCGCCCCCAAGUUUUUUUAGCCUGUUUUCUGCCGUCAUAUGCCAUCGUUCGAUCGCAGACACAGACUUCAAACAUUGCGUUAUUCAAAUGUUCAUAAUAAAUGCUAUAAACACGAACGGUAGUAGUUUACAUUAAUAACUAGGUGCGCAACUAAGUUUCCGGGUUUUUUUGAUCAAUGAGAAAUGGAAAAUUUCAAAAGAAAUACAAAAAAUAGUUUAUUCAAAGUAUCGUCCCUCACUAGCUACACAUUUUUGUCAUCUCUCUGGCAAUACAUGAAUACCGCGACGAUAAAACGACGCGUUUUUGGACCGAAAUCAUUCAUCCAACCAAUUUUGCAAAUUCGAAAUUGGCCAAGUGUAGCCCAGCCAAGCCAUGCGCCAUCGACCGGAACAAGUGAAAAUUGGAAGGGGGCCAGGUCUGGAGAAUAUGACGGGUGCGGUAGCAGAUCCCACUUCAGCGUUUUUAAGGUGUUCUGAUAGAAGUGCGAUGGCACGGAGCGUUGUCGUGCUGCAAUAUCACUCGUUCGUGUCUUGUGUCCCAUUCUCGCCGUUUUUCGAACAAUGCAUGGCUUAAAUUGAUUAGUUGUUGUCGGUAGCGAUGCCCAUUGGACAGUUUCGCCCGGUUUCACUAACUCAUAGUACACAAUUCCUUUUUGGUCCCACCAAAUGCAGAGCAUUAUUUUCUUUCCGAAGCGAUUCGGCCGUGCCGUCGAUGUUGAUGCUUCGCCAGGUGAAAGCCACGAUUUUUUACGUUUGGGAUUCUCAAAGUAUAUCCACUUUUCAUCCCCAGUAAUAAUUCGAUGAAACAACCUCUUUUUUUCAUGCCGCAAAAGCAAAAUUUCGGAAGUGGUUCUUCGAUUUUCCAUCUGUCUCUCAGUCAACUCAUGCGGCAUCCACUUUCCUUCUUUUUGAAUUUUUCCCAUGGCAUGUAAACGUUUGGAAAUACUUUGGCGAGUUAUAUUUAAUGCCUCCGCAAGUUGAUCUUGUGUUAGCGUAUCAUCGUCAUCCAAUAACGCUUGCAGAUCGGCGUCCUCAAUUGUUUUUGGUCUUCCGGAGCGCUCCUUAUCUUUAGUAUCGAAAUUGCCACUUCUGAAGCGUUUAAACCAAUCUUCACAGGUAGUUUCGAUGGUGCUUGUUCGCCGUAGGCCUCCUCAAACAAACGACGUGCUUCAGCUGCAUUUUUUUUUCAGUUAAAGCAGAAAAGCAAAGCUUCCCGCAAAUGCUGUUUAUUAAAACUCGACCCCCUCAUUGUUAAAAAAAAUAUUUUUGCGUUGCGAUAUGUGUUGGUAUUAUGACUGCUUAUUGACUGCGUUUAGCAGACCUAACAAUUGAGUGAGCGCUCGCUGUUAUUGGUGUAUUCUUCUAAAUCUGAAAGUCUGAUUGGAUGAUCUAGAAGAAUAUCUCAACAUGUUGAGUCUGCUGAAUGCAGCCAUUGUUGAUAGAUGUCCAAGCUAUAGUAAAACACAACUUUAGACAUGUAUGUCGACUACGUGUAUCGCUAGCGCCAUUCAUAUAUGAAACCCGGAAACUUAGUUGCGCACCUAGUAGAAUUGCUCGUUACGGGUGUGUACUUAACCUGAUAAAAUGCUUAAUUUAAAAUUUAUUUUAUUUAUUUUUGUUUUUUCUUUAAGAACAUGAAUUCAUUAAUUGGAAAAGGUUAAGUUAACGCUCAGCUUAUGUUUGUUAUAAUUAUAUUCUUAUUUUUGUGAGUGUAAAGAAAUUUUCGCCCUGAAAUAGCGUUGGGCAAGAUGCACCCGCGAAUAACGAGUAAUAAUUUCGUGUUUAUAAAUACAUAUUUAAAGUAAUUAUUCGUCAUUCGCAUUGCUCAACGCCUUGAAAUCUCAUUCGUCGCAUACUUGGAAUAAUAAGUUACCAGUUACUAAUUGUUAUCGCACUUUUUCUCGAAUUUGUAUACCACUUAUUCGCAAUAGAUCAAACCAUACUGGUGCAAGAGAUCACACACGAACGAGUGAGGGUGCUGUUACUAUCAUAAUAUAUAGCAUCUUUCUCUACAUAUAAUAUAAUUCUUAAAUCACACAUAAAUAAUAUUGUACAAUCGGAAGCAGAAAUAGUGUCCACAGUUGCUGGUGUAUCGCAUGAGAGAACGGUUGUUGCCCACGCUCGCUCGAUUUGCGCUGCUUCGGUGUAUCCACACCGGGCACCGUUCUCGUACCCCGUUGUACAUAUUGUGUCCGUUUGAAAAAAAAAAAUUAUAUAUAUAUAAUACACAUAGUCGGGGCCGGAGGGGAAGAAGGGGGUAGAGGCGGGGCUGGCUGCUGAAGAAUAGUGGUUCAUGAUUUAACAAUUGAUUGUGCUGGUAGUUGUAUUCCGCCAGCGUUGGUAUAUUAAAUGAAAAAGAUGAAAAGAAAGAGAGAGUGAGAGAGAAAGGGAACGUUAUAAAAUCAUUGAACCUACUUGACGCUUCAGUGUACUUUUUAUUUCUUUAUGUUUGUCUUACGAAAAUAACGAAUAAAGAUAUGUCUCGGAUAUCACACAAA
Molecule: messenger RNA, 3655 nt
Organism: Solenopsis invicta (red fire ant)
Lineage: Eukaryota; Metazoa; Arthropoda; Insecta; Hymenoptera; Formicidae
Gene: Vap33
Product: vesicle-associated membrane protein-associated protein B
Exons: 6
Coding region: 326-1120 (264 amino acids)
Biological process (GO): endoplasmic reticulum membrane organization
Cellular component (GO): endoplasmic reticulum membrane; plasma membrane
Molecular function (GO): FFAT motif binding
Source: RefSeq, a predicted model, not a curated record